Messenger RNA from Periophthalmus magnuspinnatus, 1710 nucleotides. RefSeq names its product cytochrome P450 11B, mitochondrial. Gene Ontology annotation, molecular function: monooxygenase activity; iron ion binding; oxidoreductase activity, acting on paired donors, with incorporation or reduction of molecular oxygen. Gene Ontology annotation, biological process: cholesterol metabolic process; cortisol metabolic process; glucocorticoid biosynthetic process. Gene Ontology annotation, cellular component: mitochondrial inner membrane. NCBI's taxonomy places the organism in Eukaryota, Metazoa, Chordata, Actinopteri, Gobiiformes, Gobiidae. The record is from RefSeq and is a predicted model, not a curated record. The transcript has 9 exons. Bases 38 to 1675 code for a protein of 545 amino acids.
ACCUGAGCGAGUCCUGGUCCACAGAGGGACUGGGCCCAUGAGGAGCAUGUCCUCCCCAGUGAUGGUGUGGUGCUCUCAGGGACAGGCCUGCAGACAGGUGCUCUGUAGAGGCUUCAGUCUGGCUGCUACCAGCCAAGUGGAGGAUGGAGCAGUGGAGCGUGGGGCAGUGGGGAGUGUGGGGGUCCGGAGGAGGGGUGUAGAUGGACGUGUACGCAGCUUUGAGGAGAUCCCUCACACGGGACGCAACGGUUGGGUCAACCUGCUCAAGUUCUGGAGAGAGGAUCGCUUCAGACACCUGCACAAGCACAUGGAGAAGACCUUCAAGGAGCUGGGACCAAUCUACAGGGAACAUGUGGGCACCCAGAACACAGUGAACAUCCUAUUGCCGGGCGACAUCAGUGAGUUGUUCCGGUCCGAGGGGUUGCACCCUCAGAGGAUGACCCUCACGGCCUGGGCCACACACCGUGAGAUCCGCCAGCACAGCAAAGGGGUCUUCCUCAAAAACGGCAAGGAGUGGCGAUCCGACCGCCUGCUGCUCAACAAGGAGGUGAUGAUGGCCUCCGCUGUACGACGCUUUCUGCCCCUGCUCAACGAAGUGGCCACAGAUUUCUGCCAGAUGCUGAUUGGACGAGUGGAGCGGGAGGGGCGGGGCCAAGGGGGCAGGGGCGGCCUCACCAUCGACCCCAGCCCUGACCUCUUUCGUUUUGCCCUGGAAGCCAGUUGUCACGUCCUCUACGGGGAGCGUAUCGGCCUUUUCUCCGCCUCUCCGUCGCUGGAGUCUCAGAAGUUUAUCUGGGCGGUGGAGAGGAUGCUGACCACCACUCUGCCUCUGCUGUUCCUGCCCCCUCGCCUGCUCCUCCUCAUCGGCGCUCCCCAGUGGACCCAGCACGCCAAAGCAUGGGACCACAUCUUCAGCCAUGCUGAGUCACGGAUCCAGAAGGGCUACCAGCGCCUGUCCUCCUCCAGAGAGCAGGGGUCAUCCACAGCGACCAGCAGGGGGCAGUAUCCAGGAGUUUUAGGUCAGCUGAUGGAGAAGGGACAGCUGUCUUUGGACCUCAUCAAAGCCAAUCUGACCGAGCUGAUGGCCGGAGGGGUGGACACAACUGCUGUCCCUCUGCAGUUCGCUCUCUUUGAACUGGGUCGAAACCCCGACGUGCAGGAGGAGGUGAGGAAACAGGUGAAGCAAUCGUGGGCUAAAGCCGGGGGUGAUCCUCAAGUAGCUCUACAGGGGGCGCCACUCCUCAAAGCCACCAUCAAGGAGAUACUCAGGUUGUAUCCAGUCGGCAUCACGGUGCAGCGAUAUCCAGUCAGAGAUAUCAUCAUCCAGAACUACCACAUACCCGCCGGGACAGCGGUCCAGGCCUGUUUGUACCCGAUGGGGCGGAGCGCAGAGGUGUUCCCUGACCCCCUGCGAUUCGAUCCGGGCCGGUGGGCGAGCAGAGGAGAGGAGGCGGGUACAGGCACAGAGGGGGCGGGGUUUCGGUCUUUGGCGUUUGGCUUCGGGUCGAGGCAGUGUGUGGGGAGACGGAUCGCGGAGAAUGAGAUGCAGCUGCUCCUGAUGCAUAUCCUGCUGAACUUCCACUUGACGGUGCCGUGUCCAGACGACUUGGAGACCACGUACACUUUAAUCCUCCAGCCGCGGGUUCCUCCCAGAAUCACGUUCAACAAGCUCUGAUUCAGCUCAUAACAAACACAGCUCAAGUUAUGACU